UGCUGCUAUGCUCAUUUUGAUGAGUAUCAAGUCAGAAUGAACUGACUAUGGUAACAGUUUGGUUCCCACCAAUCGUCGUUACAAGCGCUCAAGCAUCCUCAAGAACGUAAGUAAGUAACUAGAACUACUAAGCAAAUAUUAAAAGGAAGUUUCAUACUACCGGAUGCCUCAUGUCGACGGGUCGGCACCUGUCAGUUCUCUCUUUCUUAUUCUUCUACUCGUUCCAUUUUCAAGAACUGGAUCCUGGCUUUUUACUAAAUGGCCACUCGAAGACGAGAAGACCGUCUUCAUGACGAUCGUCACAAACUCUGGGCUACAGAGAAGCCUACUGACCGCGACUACGACCAACGCCGUCAUCGUGAAUCUACCAUCUAACACCAAGGGUUAUCCUCCAACAGCAUCUUCACGCCGCCCCCAACCAGAACCCAUUGACUCCAGAUCUCAUCGACGACAUGCUCCAACCCCAAAAUCAUCUUAUGAACAAGUAUCCGGCACUGAAGACGUCGCAAGAUCCUCCAGGCAAACUUAUUCUUCCCGUCCUGUCCAACCCCAGACUACCGCGAAUUCAACCACACCUUCCACUAAUUGGCUUUCAUCUGCUCAAGAUAUCUACUCUAAGCGAUCGAAAGAUCGUGACCAGGAACGUGAAAGACAUCGAGAAAUGGAGAAAGAACGUGACAGAGAAAGGGCUAGUGCUGAGCUCGAAAGGCAUCGUGAAAGACAUAGAUCUGAACAGCAUCGAGAGAAGGAAAAGGCCGACAGGAAGAGGGAACAAUCCAGGCACAGACGCGAAAAAAAGAUCGAGUCAGACUCUGAAGGCCUCGUGUAUUCAGACAAAGCUUCCAUCUCUGGCAGGGAAGCCUAUCAGCCCUCCAUUCGCGAGUCUAUCACCGGUCACAGGCGGCAUCGUACAGAAGACGGAGUUUCAUCGGCUCGCCGACCUCAUGCUGACUCUUCCCAUAACCAAACUUCUGCUGUGCAUACGCAGUCUACAGGUCCCCAGCAAGAGGUUGUAACUCAGAGUAAUACAACAGGCCUAGGGAGCAAUCCACCGCCCGCGCCUCGCGUAAUGCCUGUCUACCUUCCUCAUAAACCCUCCAAACCACAUCAUGAGCGACAUACGUCAUUGGCUAUGCAAGGAGCUCAAUCAGGCAGUGACACUGAACGAGCUUCUCUAAAACACCGCAUCGAGAGAAACCACUCGGGAGGUCCCGUGCAGAGAGGUGAUGGGUAUCAAACUAGUGCCGUAAGGGAGAGACAGGGCCAAGACGCCCCCCUGGGUCCGCGUGAGGACGCCAAGUCUAAAUCAGAGUAUACCUCGACCCAGGGUACAUAUUAUGACUCGCGGCAGCCCCUAAAGCCUACGUCAAUUCACACCGUGGAUAUACCCCUUAUUACGCCAGGCUUCAACUCGUCACCUUUACCACACGAAUCACGAGGACAUGUGGGUACCAUACCUGUUCUUGUUGCAGGAGAGGGCCCUGCCGACCGCCAGGCUCACGAUGUACUUUACAAGUCACAUUCGCCUUUACAUCAAGAUGAACUGCAUGGUGCAGGACAUCCUCAUGCAUCAUCCCUCGCUUCCGCGGUGAAGCCGUCUCAUGGCAGAUCACAAUCUUCUGAAGUCCCCCGUAGCCGGCCGGAACAGCCCCAACUGGAGCGAUCUCGCACAGAUCCCGUAGCAAUUGAUGUCUCGCAUGGCCGUCAUCAUCGGCCGGAAGACCUUACACCACUCCGACACCCUCAGAUCAGUACACCAGUGGAAAACCAGCCCUCUCAACCGCGUACACACAAGACAUCGCUCUCCAAUCCGCCUGCUGUAUCUGGCCCAAGACCUCAACGUUCCUCUUCGGUCGCAGACCAUCAGAAUGAGUCGACUAGACCGAUGCCUUCAUUGGGUCCGGUAGCUUCCAGCCAGUCACAUGUAACCUCAUCACCUGCUCACAAGACGAACUCGAGCCCACCUAAGAUUGGGUCUGGUUAUGGAUCCCUCCCUUCUGCAUGCCCAACCCCUAUGAGCUCACAGACUCCCCUUGCAUCUGGAACCCAGGGCAAUAACACGACAAUAAUUCAACGACCACCAUCCACACCUCCUGCCCAUUCAACAUCGAUGAACACCUCACAGACGAUGAUGAUGGCAUCACAACCUUCUCGUGCACCACGAACUUCACUUGAUCGUCCAGAACCCCACGUCGUCGCUCCUCGCAUGACGACCGCUCAGACUUCUAAUGGGAGUACGGUCAAAUCAUCAUGGGUCGUGCAGACUGCCCAACAGCUCAAGGAUGGUUACGCGGCUAGGGAGGAGAAGCAUUCAGGUCCUAACAGCUCACAUCAUCAAGUCGAUCCGCCCGCGGUAUCUCAUCCACAGCUGCGGGAAGUCCUUUCUCAAGACAGCCACUACACAACGCCCCGUUCAGCUCCAACUCCAAAUUCAUCGCUGAGGUCGUCGCCUUAUGGCACGCCAAAGGACGUGUAUGUUGCCGGGACACUUCGGCGCUCUCCAGAGAGUUCACCUAAGGUCAAAUUGCCACGCCGGAGAUUGCUGUAAUAGGAGCUACGCCAUUGUCUGAAAACCAGGAAUUACCUCAUAAGCCCCCGCACAACUCCGGUUUCCUUGCGCCGUCUUACUCAGCCCCUUCGCGAGUGUCGAGGACUACGUCUGGGAGUCGCGACCAUCCUACACCAGUGCAGGUGCAGCCGCAGAUAGCUCACAAUCACGCUGUUGGGGUCUUGAGGACGACGUCAGGCAGCCGUGAUCAUCCACAGACGCCAACGGUUCAUACUCAUACUAUUGGUUCUGUCGCAUCGCACAAGCAGACUCCUACGCUUCCAUUGCAGCCUGU
Messenger RNA from Suillus plorans, 2843 nucleotides. RefSeq lists its product as uncharacterized. Bases 164 to 2548 code for a protein of 794 amino acids. The record is from RefSeq and is a predicted model, not a curated record. Lineage: Eukaryota; Fungi; Basidiomycota; Agaricomycetes; Boletales; Suillaceae. The transcript has 6 exons.